ACUACUAUAAACACACGAAGAGUCCCACAGAGAGAAGACCACGUCGUUGUAACCAAGUUGAACAACUUCUGUGACUUUUUUUGUCGCUGUUUGUGUUUCCUAAAAAACAAACAAACUCUGAGGUGAAGCAGUUUCAGGACGUGGUAUGCGGCUGCCUCUAGGACUUUUUCUUUUUUCUUUUUGGAAAGGUUGCGCUCAUUUGAUGUGAGAAGACGCAGUCGAGAUUUUUCUUGUCCACGCCGGAUUUUUUUUUUUAAAGUUAUUUAAAUGAGUACAUGAGGAUUAUCUGUUUGCUGUGAGCUCCGACCCCGUCAAACAAAGAAGAGUUUCUCCAGCUGGGCGCAGAAUUCGGCAUGUAGCGCAGGAUAACGGACAACAACAGAGCAGAGAGCGUGCUGCGACCUGUCCAACUCUCCCACACUCCACCAGGUGUUUCUUACUAGAUGUCAGUCACUGCUGGCUCUGCCGCCCACACUUAACAGCACCCAUUUGUUCUCCUCCUCCUCCUCCUCCUCCUCCUCCUCCUCUUCCUUACUGGACACCUUUGGGAAUGGGCCAGCGCCUCGCCAGGUUGCAUCUCUCCACCCGGUGGUGUGGCUGGCGUCGUGCAAGAGUGAGGAGGGCAGCAGCCAGGUCAUAGAGCCCGCCCAACGCUCUCCCUGCUUGCUUGCUCUCAAGUGACUUUUGACCUUUGACUCAGCCGUGACCCCUCCUCGAACUCCUACCAGCCAUGCCUUUCCGGCUGAAGCUAAGGCGCACACGGCGCUACAAUGUCCUGAGCAAGAACUACUUUGUGACGCGUAUCCGCCUCCUGGACACCAAUGUGAUUGAAUGCACGCUGUCAGUAGAGAGCACGGGACAGGAAUGUCUGGAGGCGGUGGCCCAAAGGCUAGAGCUACGGGAGACCCAUUACUUUGGACUGUGGUUCCAAGGGAAGACCCAGACCCCGGAAAAACGUUGGGUGGAGCUCGAGAAACCCCUCAAGAAGCAGCUGGACAAGUUUGGCAAUGAGCCACUUCUCUUCUUUGGAGUCAUGUUCUAUGUUCCCAAUGUUUCCCGGCUGGAGCAAGAAGCCACCAGGUAUCAGUAUUACCUGCAGGUAAAGAAGGAGGUGUUGGAUGGACGUCUACACUGCUCUGUAGAGCAGGGGAUCAGACUAGCUGGCCUGGCAGUACAAGCUGACUUUGGAGACUUCACUCAGUUCCUGUCUCAGGACUUCCUCAGGGAGUACGUGCUCUUCCCAGUGAACUGGCCUAAUGGAGAAGAGGUGCUAGAAGAGUGGACCCAGAAAGUUGCUGAGGAGCACAAGAGUCAUUGUCGAAUGCAGGCCGCUGAAGCAGAACUGCUAUACAUCAAGGAGGUGGAAAAACUGGAUGGCUUUGGCCAGGAGAGCUUUCCAGCUAAGGACAAUUACACCAAUGAUAUAUUCAUCGGUGUGUCUUUCAUUGGAGUGUUUGUUAAACACAGAAAUGGCAGAUCCAUCAUGCUCCACAAGUGGAAGGACAUCGGUACCAUUGCACACAACAAGUCAGCCAUCACAGUGGAGAUAACAAGCAGAGACGACACCAUCGUUUUUCACAUGGAGGAUAUGGAAAUGGCCAAGUACAUCGCUCGCCUUUUCACGGCCAGACACAAAUUCUACAAACAGAACAAGAUCUGUGCAGAGCCUACUCACUCACCUGCACCAAUCAGGAGGAGACCUACCUGGACUCAUCGCCUGUCUCUGCCGCGGCCUCAGUCCUGUAACUUCCAGUCAGUCCAUUCCCAGUUUGGAGACCAUUAUCAGGACACACAGAGCUCUCAAGACAGCAUCUUCCAUGAUGACCCUUACUACAAGUCAGAGAGCAGCCUGGAUCGCUGCGCAGUAGACUUCACCUACCGAAACGGUAGUGUGCCAAAUGGAAGCAUGUACAGCAGCCCCAGCCUGAGCUCCCUCAAUCGUUCCCAGAAUUUUGUCCAACCCUCGCCGAUGUCCUCCAACCUCAGCAUCCCUGGCAGCGAGCUCAUGCGGCCUGACUACAUCCCCAGCCACCGUCACAGCGCCAUCAUUGCGCCAUCCUACCGGCCCACGCCUGAGUAUGAUGCUGUCAUGCGGCAGAAGCGGCGCAUGCUCCCUGCUCACCAUGACCUUCACAGCCAGUCACUGCGGAGUCUGAACAUCAGCAACGCCUGUGCCUACCGCCAGCCUGAGCCUCUAGUGUACAGCCAGCCAGAGAUGAGAGAGAGGGGCCCUUAUCAUGGUCCGGGACCCAGCACUGGUGCUUAUGCACCACAGAUCACCUAUAGUAAGCCAGUGUCCCAUGGCCCCCAUCAGGGAGGACCAGCCAGCAGCCAGGGUCCCUGCCAUUCACCCCAUGUUAAUGAAAGUGGAGGCAGCAGUGGAGGUGGAGGAAGCUCCAUCUCUCAUACAGUCAGCACACCAGAGCUGGCAAAUACUAAACAACAGGGGACUAAUACGGGAAGCUAUGCAGCUACAGCUAACAUGCUGAGGAACCACAUGUCACGGCCUCCUCCACCUUACCCUUCAAGCUCCUUUCGCCCAGCCACCAGCACGCCAGACCUGGCCAGCCACCGUCAUCGCAUUGGCGGCAGCAGUCCAGAGCUGGUUACCCGCAUGGUGCAGCUGUCAGUCAAGACCUUCCAACCAGAUAGUUCAGCUGUGGUGCACCAGUCCCUGCAGGAGGUCAGUGAACCAUUAACUGCAGCUGCUAAGCAUCGGUCCACGCUGGGCAAGAGACAUAGCAUGGAGGUUAUAAGCAGCAUGAGAGGAGGAGGGAUGGAGGGCCUUGUGAUGAAGGGAAUGAAUACUCCUCUUCAUCGGAGGAAUACUCUGAGAGAACAUGUGAUGCCAUCUCAGCCUCAGUCCAUUCCUCAGCCCCAGCCUCAAAACUCUCAGUCACAACCUCAACCACAACCUCCACCUCCACCUCAGCCUCAGCCUCCACCUCCACCUCAGCAGCCAAAAGAGUUGCCCAUGAAGCCUUCUCAGAAUGCACCUGAUGCAUCUGUAGCACCACCUGUGGCUUAUCAGCAUCAAAAGACUCUUUCUAAUGCUACUAUGCUCAUACACAGCAGUGAAAGUGAGGAAGAGGAAGAGGAGGAGAGGCCCGAAUUGGACGUUCAAAUUCCAGGUCUCAACGAGGACAUUAGCAUCAGUGCACAGCUCCAGGCUGCUCUGGCCAAACUCCCCAACAAACCCCCUCCAGAGUACCCGGGUCCUCCUAGACCUCUGAGCAGUGCUCAAGCUCGAACUCACACUCACACUCACACCCACAAUCACAACCAUACCCACCACCCCAACCACAGUCAAGGACCACAGGGCAACCAGGGACCAAUGGACCCAUGCCAAGGCCAUGCCUGCACCCUAAAGACUGAGCAGAGCCAGACUGUCAGUGGGCCUGGGGUUAGUGGUGGUGGUGGUGCAGGGGGUGGUGGGACACUGACCCGGGGAGAUCAGAGUGGGGUGAAUGGAGCAGUUUUAGGUCCAUCCAUUUCAGAACCGGACCUGACCAGUGUGAAGGAGAGGGUGAGGAAGGAGCCGCUCAAAGAGAGGCCAGUGUCAGAGAUGUUCUCCUUAGAAGACAGCAUAGUGGAGAGGGAAUUUGCUCAGAGGACGCUGGAGAGACAGAAGAUGUCUGUGGAUUCCAUGAAGAGGCCGCUGAUGAUGGCCGCACUCAAUGGCCUCUACGUCGCCCGAAUGCCCGUCCCCGAGAGUCCAGGGGAGGAAGGCGCCAAGGCGGCUACAGACGAAAGGUGUAAGACCUUGGAGUUGAAGCUAGAAGAAGAGCGGGUCUUCACCGAGUAUGAGCAGGUGCCCAAGAAGAGGGCAGACUGCAUUCUCACAACAGCAACUCUACCCGAAAAUGCAGAGCGCAACCGUUUCCGUGAUGUCGUUCCUUACGAGGAGAAUCGAGUUGAGCUUGUACCCAACAAGGAGAACAACACGGGCUACAUAAAUGCCUCGCAUAUCAAGGUCAUGAUCAGAGGGGAGGAAUGGCACUACAUUGCCACCCAGGGUCCACUAGCCAACACCUGUGCCGACUUCUGGCAGAUGGUCUGGGAGCAGGGGGUCAACGUUAUCGCCAUGGUUACUGCUGAGGAGGAGGGCGGCAGGUCCAAGAGUCACCGCUACUGGCCUAAACUGGGCUCCAAACACAACUCAGCCACUCAUGGCAAGUUCAAGGUGACCACCAAAUUUCGCACGGACUCGGGGUGCUACGCUACUACGGGGCUGAAGGUUAAACACCUGCUGUCUGGCCAGGAGAGGACGGUCUGGCACCUACAGUACACAGACUGGCCUGAGCAGGGCUGUCCUGAAUAUGUACCGGGAUUUCUCUCGUACCUGGAGGAGAUCCAGUCUGUGAGGAGGCACACUAACUCAAUGCUGGACACCUCAAAGAGCCUCAAUCCACCCGUGGUGGUGCACUGUAGUGCCGGAGUAGGUCGUACCGGGGUGGUCAUCCUUACUGAGCUCAUGAUCAGGUGUUUGGAGCACAAUGAGCCCGUGGAGGUUCCCACGAUGUUAUCAGAGCUGAGGCAGCAGCGGAUGCUAAUGGUGCAGACCAUCUCCCAGUAUAAGUUUGUCUACCAGGUUCUUAUACAGUUUCUCAAGAACUCCCGCCUCAUUUGAACCGGGACUCGUGACGUUUGACCUGGAGUACUUUAAAUUAGCACAAGAGCUGUAAACUAAACAGUACACUGGUGGCCGGUGGUAAGCAAAAACAGAGAUUUGUGUUUUCUGUGUGGCAAUUCAUACUUAUAUCAGUUCUAACCCAAAACUCACCUCAAGGGAGAAAUGGAUUUGUGUGGGCGUGUAUAGAAAUUCACAACCAUUUCUCCCAAUCAGUGUACAUUCACAUUUUUCCUCUCCACCCCCCCGUACAUUUCUCAUUUGUUAUUUAGCCAUCAUUAGAAAUUGCAUUAUGCUGCAUGAACAGUAGGUGGCAGCAUUUUUACUGCUAUACUCUGAAAGAGUUUGCCAAACAAAAGUAUUCUUAACUCACUGUUCUAAAAUGAUGCUUUAUUCCUGUAUUGAUACAUACAGCAAGUAUUUACUUCGACAGUGUAACAAAUGUUUUUAUUUAUUUCUAUAAAGACUGUGGCCACCUUGUGUCAUGUGAACAUUCUGAUCUUUUGAAAUGUUUUUUGUAAAAAAAAAAAAUCCCAAUUUUUUUCUUUGUGAAGGCACCCCAUUUGAGACAUUUCUAUUAAGCUCCCUCAUUUUCAGGAAAACGCACAUACAUACACAAAGCAUUUUUUUUUUUCAUGUAUCAAAUCUCCUUGUGAUCCAGUGGCUCUUCUGAGCAUACUUCUAAAACAUUUCAAAACUCUGAAAGUGUUUGUCUGAAUUGGUGAUGAUUAAUAAUAUAUCUGUUCACACACAUACCCCAACAAAGACUUUGUGCAUAUGCAUUAAGUACUGUGUGUAAUUUAUCAUUGUGCCUUAUUGUAAUAUUAUGUAAUUACAGAGAGAAGCUGCGAGGCUGAUUUGGUUUUUGGCUUUUUUCAUCUUAAAACUACUUUUUUUUUUGUUAUAAGAUCAUCUAGUUUUAUGCUAAAGAUAUGACAGUAGGCCUGAUGUCUUGGUUUAUUUGUGAAAGAUAAAAGAGACAUUGCAAAUAACAAAAACAUUUUCUUGCAUAUUGCAUUAAAUAUGCUUCUCCGCUUCUCUGAAUUGUAAUGCAAAGCCAGCCAUGUCCGGCAUAACUGUUCAUAAGGGGCAUGUGAAAAAAAGAUUUCUACAAGUGUUUUUAUAUAGUUUCUUUCCUUGACUUGGUACCCUUAAAAUACCGCAACAUAGUAAACUAUGCAUGCAUUUUUAUAAUUCAGUGUAUAUAUAUUCUCUGAUAAAUAUAAGCUUCGUGGUCUCUUGACAUGCAAGUGUUUAAUUGCACUCCUGGUCUCUUUGACAGUAUUUUCUCACACAGCAUUCCACUGUUUGUUAAUAUUUAAUUUUUCCCCUUAAGUUUUCUUCUUCUUCUUUUUUUUUUUUUCCCUUUUGGCAAAACUUCCAAAUACAUUUCAGAAUGUGUACAUAUGUUUUGUAUAUGCAUUUUCAGUGCGUUAAGUCUUGUUUUCUCUCCCCAAACAUGUUUGAAGCUGUUGUACUUGCUCAUUAUGCAAUAAAGCCUUAUUUUCUUUAA
Messenger RNA from Archocentrus centrarchus (flier cichlid), 6143 nucleotides. RefSeq names its product tyrosine-protein phosphatase non-receptor type 14. Gene Ontology annotation, biological process: lymphangiogenesis; protein dephosphorylation. The record is from RefSeq and is a predicted model, not a curated record. Gene Ontology annotation, molecular function: protein tyrosine phosphatase activity. The transcript is spliced from 21 exons. Lineage: Eukaryota; Metazoa; Chordata; Actinopteri; Cichliformes; Cichlidae. The coding region runs from base 731 to 4630 and encodes 1299 amino acids. Gene Ontology annotation, cellular component: cytoplasm; cytoskeleton.